AUGCCUGGUGGUGAGGCAAAGUGGAGUAAAGAGGAGGUAGUGGCCUGUUUAGAUGCCAAACAGGGUGAUAACGGAUUUAGAAAAGUUGAGACAGAACGAAGGUUGGAAGAGAAAGGUGUGAUUGUUGACGGUGAGAAAGGAUGGAGAAUGCCACGUGUGAGAGUGCUUGAUGUUCAGAAUGAGAUAUGGAAGAACGAUCUCCUAGAGUGUGUGCAUAGGAGAAAUGAGAUUUCGUUUGAUGGAAUGACCAUGGAUAAAUACAAAAUGAGUGAAAAAGAGGUGGAUGAGUCGGUCAGGGAGAGUGCUGAGAGCACCCAUGACAGCUCUAUGGAGAUCUCUUCUCCUGAAGGAGAUUUAAUGAGCGAGAUAAUAGCUUAA
Messenger RNA from Nezara viridula (southern green stink bug), 378 nucleotides. The record is from the annotation of a GenBank genome assembly. NCBI's taxonomy places the organism in Eukaryota, Metazoa, Arthropoda, Insecta, Hemiptera, Pentatomidae.